Brachypodium distachyon (stiff brome) is the source of this 3467-nucleotide messenger RNA. Its product is annotated as pentatricopeptide repeat-containing protein At1g15510, chloroplastic. The record is from RefSeq and is a predicted model, not a curated record. The coding region runs from base 136 to 2742 and encodes 868 amino acids. Gene Ontology annotation, biological process: RNA modification. NCBI's taxonomy places the organism in Eukaryota, Viridiplantae, Streptophyta, Magnoliopsida, Poales, Poaceae. Gene Ontology annotation, molecular function: RNA binding; zinc ion binding; protein binding. The transcript is spliced from 3 exons.
UUAUCCAUUCGCGCUCCGGGAAGCAAGCGGUCACCAUGGCGCCAGCUCCUCCCCCAAACCUCUCAUAAACCCCGCGGCGGCUUCCGGCUUCGCUUCCCACCGCCAUGCCCAUGCCCGCCUCCUCCAGCUCCUAGGAUGCCGCCUCCGCCGACGAAGCCCCACCUGAACCCUCCCUUGCUCCUCCUCGGCUCCCUCCGCUCCUCGCAACCCCUCCCGCCCUCGCGCCCGCGGAGCGGGCGCCUCAGCUCCAGCCCCGGCCGGCCUCCUCGCGCGGUCGUUUCGGUGUCGUCAGAGUCGGCGGCGGCGGCUUCCACAUCCUCCGCCGACACGAGCGCGGCGCUGCGGGAGCUCUGCGCGCAUGGGGAGCUGCAGCAGGCGCUCUGGCUGCUCGAGUCCUCCCCGGAGCCGCCCGACGAGGACGCCUACGUGGCGCUCUUCCACCUCUGCGAGUGGCGCCGGGCCGCGGAGCACGGGCUGCGCGCGUGCGGGCACGCCGACGCCGCGCACGGCACCUUCGGGCUCCGCCUCGGGAACGCCAUGCUCAGCAUGCUCGUCCGGUUCGGGGAGACGUGGCACGCGUGGAAGGUGUUCGCGAAAAUGCCCGAGCGGGACGUCUUCUCGUGGAACGUCAUGGUGGGAGGGUACGGCAAGGCGGGGUUCCUGGAGGAGGCGCUGGACUUGUACCACAGGAUGCUGUGGGCUGGGGCGAGGCCCGACGUGUACACGUUCCCCUGCGUGCUGCGGAGCUGCGGGGGCGUCCCAGACUUGACGAUGGGGAGGGAGGUGCACGCUCAUGUGCUGAGGUUCGGGCUCGGAGUCGAGGUCGAUGUGUUGAAUGCGCUCGUGACCAUGUAUGCCAAGUGUGGUGAUGUUGAGGCUGCACGGAAGGUGUUUGAUGGCAUGUCAUUGACGGACUGCAUCUCAUGGAACGCGAUGAUUGCCGGGCAUUUUGAAAACCAUGAGUGCGAGGCGGGGCUGGAGUUAUUUCUUCACAUGCUGGAGGAUGAAGUGGAGCCGAAUCUCAUGACGAUAACCAGUGUGACUGUUGCAUCUGGAUUGUUGUCUGACCUUGAUUUUGCAAAGGAAAUACAUGCAUUAGCCGUAAAGAGAGGCUUUGCCACUGAUGUUGCAUUCUGUAACUCCUUGAUUCAGAUGUAUUCCAGUCUUGGGAGGAUGGGGGAAGCAUGCACAGUAUUCUCAAGAAUGGAGACCAGAGAUGCCAUGUCAUGGACAGCCAUGAUAUCAGGGUAUGAGAAAAACGGCUUUCCGGACAAAGCUCUUGAAGUGUAUGCACUCAUGGAAGUAAACAACGUCAGUCCUGAUGAUGUUACUGUAGCAAGCGCUCUUGCUGCUUGUGCUUCCUUAGGGCGAUUAGAUGUUGGCAUCAAGUUGCAUGAGCUUGCCACAAGCAAGGGAUUCAUAAGGUACAUCGUGGUUGCAAACGCACUCGUUGAAAUGUAUGCGAAGUCAAAGAUCAUUGAAAAAGCUAUUGAAGUUUUUAAGUACAUGCCUGACAAGGAUGUCAUAUCGUGGAGUUCAAUGAUUGCAGGCUUUUGCUUUAACCAUAAGAACUUCGAGGCUCUAUAUUAUUUCCGGCAUAUGCUGGCAGAUGUAAAACCCAAUUCUGUUACUUUUAUUGCUGCUCUUGCUGCUUGUGCUGCCACUGGGUCUUUGAGGUGUGGUAAAGAGAUCCAUGCACAUGUUUUAAGGCAAGGUAUCGCAUCUGAAGGUUAUGUACCCAAUGCUCUUCUAGACUUGUAUGUGAAAUGUGGCCAGACAGGAUAUGCCUGGGCACAGUUUGGUGCACAUGGCACAAAGGAUGUUGUAUCUUGGAAUAUCAUGCUUGCUGGUUUUGUUGCUCAUGGGCAUGGAGACAUUGCUCUAUCAUUCUUCAAUGAAAUGUUAGAAACUGGAGAGCAUCCGGAUGAAGUUACGUUUGUUGCUCUGUUGUGUGGUUGCAGUAGGGCUGGAAUGGUUAGUCAGGGUUGGGAACUUUUUCAUAGUAUGACUGAGAAGUACUCAAUUGUUCCAAAUCUCAAACAUUAUGCAUGCAUGGUGGAUUUACUGAGCCGUGUUGGGAGAUUAACAGAAGGUUACAACUUCAUAAAUAGAAUGCCUAUUACACCAGAUGCUGCUGUAUGGGGAGCCCUGCUGAAUGGAUGUCGGAUACACCGGAAUAUUGAACUUGGCGAGCUUGCUGCGAAAAUUGUCCUUGAGUUGGAACCUAAUGAUGCUGGAUAUCAUGUUCUUCUCUCUGAUUUAUAUGCCGAUGCUGGCAUGUGGGCUGAAGUGUCUAAGGUGAGAAAAACCAUGCGAGUGAAGGGAUUGGAGCAUGACUAUGGAUGUAGCUGGGUUGAAGUUAAAGGAGCUAUCCAUGCAUUUCUUACAGAUGAUGAAUCACAUCCACAGAUCAAAGAAAUAAAUGAUGUUUUAGAUGGCAUAUAUGAGCGGAUGAAAGCAUCUGGGUUUGCUCCUGUUGAAUCUUAUUCUUUAGAAGAUAAAGAAGUGUCCAAGGAUGAUGUGUUAUGUGGUCACAGUGAAAGACUAGCUGUUGCUUUUGGUUUGAUCAAUACCACACCUGGCACCUCAAUUUGUGUCACAAAGAACCAGUACACUUGCGAAAGCUGUCAUGGUAUAUUGAGGAUGAUUUCUAAGAUUGUUCGAAGAGAAAUAACUGUCAGGGACACCAAGGAAUUCCACCAUUUUAGGGAUGGAAGUUGUUCAUGCGGAGGUUCAGGCUAAGGAGAAUAUAGUAUGUGGCCUGUGCAAUUAUUCACCUCGGUUCCGAACCAAAGUACAGAAGUCUUUUGUAACAAGCAUUGUGAACCUGAUAUAGAAAUAGUCAUGAGCAAGUAGCAGGACAGACAUCUUUGAUACAACAACAUGCCCACCACAGGACUGAUUGCUGCUUAGAUAAACAUAUCUUAGGUUUUGGGUCAUGUAAAUUUACAACUUGGUACAUGACAAAGAAUGGUGAAAAGUUAUCCGAGAUGCUGGAAUUCAGUUUCUACAUCUCGACCUCACAGAAAUCUCCUGAAGUAGUUCUUCUUGGAGAUGAUAUUUGCUUCCAACAACUUGCCAAAGAAAUAUCAAGAGAUGAUGACUGGAAGGAAGCUCGGGACAGGAACCAGGCGUAAAGGAUUGUGGUAUAUGGACCGUGAGAUGCCCAGCACUACCACAAGUUUAGUACCAGCUGCAAUACUAGGUGAAAAGGAAACAAUGGCAAUCAUCCAUCACUGUCGGAUGGGGCAUAUGGCUUUUGAUAAGAUGUAUAAGGUGUUUCUUGAUGUAAUGUGUGGGGUGGACAAGAGUACACUCAAGUGUGAUGCAUGUGAGUAUGCAAAACACACGAGAACUUCCUAUGUGAGUAAGGGGCUUAGAAGUAUAUCCCCGUUUAUGUUGAUUCAUUCAGAUGUGUGGACAUGUCCUGUUGUCUCUGUCAGUGGUAUGAAAUAUUUUGUGACAUU